AUGAAAUCCCGCAGGGACAAGCUGCACAUCCCGGCGCUGACCCUCGAUCUGUCUCCAAGCAGCCUGAGCCCGUCCCUGCUGAGCCCCAGCAGCCCCUGCAGCCCUUGUAGCCCCUCCCUGGGCCUGCACCCCUGGAGCUGCCGCAGUGGGAACCGUAAGAGCUUGGUGGUAGGAACACCCUCGCCAACCCUUUCCCGGCCCCUGUCACCGCUUUCAGUCCCAACGGGCAGCAGUCCCCUGGAUAGCCCUCGGAACUUCUCUGCUGCAUCGGCUGUCAACUUCCCUUUUGCCCGGAGCCACAUCCCGCACAUGGACAGGGCAGAUGGCAGAAGAUGGUCUCUUGCAUCUCUCCCGUCUUCUGGCUAUGGAACCAACACACCCAGCUCCACCGUCUCGUCGAGCUCAUCUUCCCGGGAGCGCCUCCACCAGCUUCCCUUCCAACCCACGCCGGACGAGCUGUGCUUCCUGUCCAAGCACUUCCGCAGCUCAGAGAGUGUGGCUGACGAGGAGGGUGGCGGCCGGUCACCCCGCCUUCGUCCCCGCUCCCGCAGCCUCAGCCCGGGACGCACAACAGGGACCUUCGACAAUGAGAUCGUCAUGAUGAAUCAUGUGUACCGGGAGAGGUUCCCCAAGGCCACGGCACAGAUGGAGGGCCGUCUGCAGGAGUUCCUGGCAGCCUCUGCGCCUGGGGCCCGGCUGGCGCUGGCAGACGGCGUCCUGGGCUUCAUCCACCACCAGAUCGUUGAGCUGGCCCGAGACUGUCUAGCCAAGUCGGGCGAGGCUCUCAUCACCUCCCGCUACUUCCUGGAGAUGCAGGAGAAGCUGGAGCGGCUGCUGCAGGACGCCCACGAGCGCUCAGACAGCGAGGAAGUCGGCUUUAUCAUCCAGCUUGUCCGGAAACUGCUGAUCAUCAUCUCGCGGCCGGCACGGCUCCUCGAGUGUCUGGAAUUCGACCCCGAGGAGUUUUACCACCUGCUGGAGGCGGCCGAGGGCCAGGCCCGGGAGGGCCAAGGCAUCAAGACGGACCUGCCACAGUACAUCAUCGGGCAGCUGGGCCUGACUAAGGACCCCCUUGAGGAGGUGGUGCCGCUGAGUCACCUUGAUGAAGGACAGCCCCCAGCCCCCGAAUCCCCAGAGAGCCGUGCCCUGGUCGGCCCGUCACGGAGGAAGCCAUGUGAGAGCGACUUUGAGACCAUCAAGCUCAUUAGCAACGGGGCCUACGGGGCUGUCUACCUAGUGCGGCACCGAGACACACGGCAGCGCUUCGCCAUCAAGAAGAUUAAUAAACAGAACCUGAUCCUGCGCAACCAGAUCCAGCAGGUCUUUGUGGAGCGUGACAUCCUCACCUUCGCUGAAAACCCCUUUGUGGUCAGCAUGUUCUGCUCCUUUGAGACCCGGCGCCACUUGUGUAUGGUCAUGGAGUACGUGGAAGGUGGUGACUGCGCCACGCUCUUGAAGAACAUGGGCCCGCUGCCCGUGGACAUGGCCCGCAUGUACUUCGCUGAGACGGUGCUGGCGCUGGAGUACCUGCACAACUACGGCAUCGUGCACCGCGACCUCAAGCCAGACAACCUGCUUAUCACCUCCCUCGGCCACAUCAAGCUGACCGACUUCGGCCUGUCCAAGAUCGGACUCAUGAGCAUGGCCACCAACCUCUACGAGGGCCACAUCGAGAAGGACGCCAGGGAGUUUGUGGACAAGCAGGUGUGCGGGACACCUGAGUAUAUCGCCCCGGAGGUGAUCUUCCGCCAGGGCUAUGGGAAGCCGGUCGACUGGUGGGCCAUGGGCGUCGUCCUCUAUGAGUUCCUGGUGGGCUGCGUGCCUUUCUUCGGAGAUACCCCUGAGGAGCUCUUUGGCCAGGUGGUCAGCGAUGAGAUCAUGUGGCCAGAGGGGGACGAGGCCCUUCCAGCUGAUGCCCAGGACCUCAUCACCAGACUACUCCGGCAAAGCCCACUGGACCGUCUGGGCACUGGUGGCACCCACGAGGUGAAGCAGCACCCCUUCUUCUGGGCCCUGGACUGGGCAGGGCUCCUGCGACACAAAGCUGAGUUCGUGCCGCAGCUCGAAGCCGAGGAUGACACCAGCUACUUCGACACACGUUCGGAACGCUACCGCCACCUGGGCUCUGAGGACGAUGAGACCAAUGAUGAGGAGUCGUCCACGGAGAUCCCCCAGUUCUCGUCCUGCUCCCACCGGUUCAGUAAGGUCUACAGCAGCUCUGAGUUUCUGGCCGUCCAGACCACCCCUACCUUUGCAGAAAGGAGCUUCAGUGAGGACCGGGAGGAAGGGUGGGAGCGCAGCAGUGAGGGAGAGUGUGGCCGCCGAAUGAGCACCGAGAUCCGGCUAAGGUCCUGGACAUCCUCUGGUUCCUCCUGUCACUCAUCUUCAUCCCAGCCUGAGCGGGGCCCCAGCCCGUCUCUCUUGAGCAACGUCAGCCUGGACACGAUGCCCAAGUUUGCCUUCUCAUCAGAGGAUGAGGGGGCAGGCCCUGCCCCUGUUGGCCCUAAGAGGCCUGUCUUCAUUCUAGGGGAGCCUGACCCACCCUCAGUGGCCACACCAGUGAUGCCCAAGCCCUCGAGCCUUUCUGCUGACACAGCUGCCCUCAGCCACGCCCGCCUCCGAAGUAACAGCAUUGGCGCCCGACACUCCACACCUCGGCCCCUGGAUGCUGGCCGUGGCCGCCACCUUGGGGGCCCAAGAGACCCAGCCCCUGAGAAGCCCAGGGCCUCCUCUAGCAGUGGUGGUGGUGGCGGGAGCCGUGUACCCAAGUCAGCCUCCGUCUCUGCCCUGUCCCUCAUCAUCACGGCAGAUGACGGCAGCGGGGGCCCCCUCAUGAGCCCCCUGUCCCCACGCUCGCUAUCCUCGAACCCGUCGUCCCGCGACUCCUCGCCGAGCCGAGACCCGUCCCCUGUGUGCAGCAGCCUGCGGCCCCCCAUUGUCAUCCACAGCUCAGGCAAGAAGUACGGCUUCAGCCUUCGGGCGAUCCGCGUCUACAUGGGCGACAGCGACGUCUACACUGUGCACCACGUUGUCUGGAGCGUGGAGGAGGGAAGCCCUGCCCAGGAGGCUGGCCUGCGAGCCGGGGACCUCAUCACCCACAUCAAUGGGGAGUCGGUACUUGGGCUGGUGCACAUGGAUGUCGUUGAGUUGCUGCUAAAGAGCGGCAACAAGAUAUCACUGCGGACCACAGCCCUGGAGAACACGUCCAUCAAGGUGGGCCCUGCCCGGAAGAACAUGGCCAAGGGCCGCAUGGCACGUAGGAGCAAGCGCAGCCGCCGGCGGGAGACCCAGGACCGGCGGAAAUCCCUCUUCAAGAAGAUCUCAAAGCAGUCCUCUGUGCUGCACACCAGCCGCAGCUUCUCCUCUGGCCUCCACCACUCGCUGUCCUCCAGCGAAAGCCUCCCCGGCUCACCCACCCACAGCCUAUCCCCCAGCCCCACCACGCCCUGCCGCAGCCCAGCCCCUGACGCCCCAGCAGACACUGCAUCCCCACCCAGUGCAUCCCCGAGUUCCAGCAGCCCUGCCUCUCCGGCCGCCACUGGCCAUACGCGCCCCAGCUCCCUGCAUGGCCUGGCCGCCAAGCUUGGGCCACCCCGCCCCAAGGCCGGCCGCCGCAAGUCCACCAGCAGUAUCCCACCCUCCCCGCUGGCCUGCCCUCCAGUGCCUGCACCGCCACCCCGCUCACCCUCGCCCCUGCCUGGGCACCCACCCACAGCCACCCGAUCGCCACGGCUGCGCCGGGGCCAGUCAGCUGACAAGCUGGGCACAGGUGAGCGGUUGGACGGGGAGCCAGGGCGCCGCAGCCGUGGGCCAGACUCCGAGCUGGUGGUCAUGAGGCGGUUACACCUGUCUGAGCGCCGAGACUCCUUCAAGAAGCAGGAGGCCGUGCAGGAGGUGAGCUUUGAUGAACCACCUGAGGAGGGUACUGGGCCACCCACGUCAGUGCCACAGAUUGCUGUGGAGGGCGCCGAAACCAUCCCAGGAGCCCUCGGACCUGCUGGAAAAGACUGA
This is a messenger RNA of Cynocephalus volans (Philippine flying lemur), 4011 nucleotides long. It is a transcript of the gene MAST3, whose product is annotated as microtubule associated serine/threonine kinase 3. The transcript is spliced from 28 exons. Gene Ontology annotation, molecular function: magnesium ion binding; protein binding; protein serine/threonine kinase activity. Gene Ontology annotation, biological process: intracellular signal transduction; cytoskeleton organization; peptidyl-serine phosphorylation. Lineage: Eukaryota; Metazoa; Chordata; Mammalia; Dermoptera; Cynocephalidae. The record is from RefSeq and is a predicted model, not a curated record. The coding region runs from base 1 to 4011 and encodes 1336 amino acids.